AUGGCGACGGGGGGUAUGAGUCUCUCCAAAGAAUUCUUCGAACUCCUCAAGGCCAUCGGCGAGUCCAAAUCCAAGCAGGAAGAAGACCGGAUCGUUCAGAAAGAAGUGACGCGCUUGAAGAGCAAACUCGAAAACACACCGGGGAAUCCUUACCACUCCAAUACGUUGCUCACCAGCAAGAAGCGCGCCAAGGAGUUCCUGGUGCGACUUUUGUACGUGGAAAUGCUCGGUCACGACGGAUCCUUUGGAUACAUCAAGGCCGUCGAAAUGGCCGCCUCGGCCUCGCUUUUUCACAAGCGUACCGGCUAUUUGGUCUGUGGCGCCUGUCUCCCGCCCUCGCACGAAUUCCGUUUCAUGCUCGUCAACCAAAUGCAACGCGAUCUACAGUCCACCAACGUACUUGAAUGCAGCGGUGGUCUCCUCGCCUGUACCAACCUUAUUACGGCUGAUAUGGUCCCCGCCGUCGCCAACGAAGUUAGUAAACUGCUGCAGCACGAUUCAGCGACCAUUCGCAAAAAGGCGAUUCUCUGUCUGCAUCGAUGUCACCAACUCGCGGAUGACGUUGUUACCAGCGAAUCUCUGCACGAAUCGCUACGGAAACUUGUUUGUGAUAAGGACCCUUCCGUGAUGGGGAGUUCGCUGAAUGUCAUUGAGGCCUUGUCUCUCACGAAUACCGCGCCUUUCAAAGACCUGGUCCCCUCCCUCGUUUCCAUUCUCAAACAGAUUUGUGAACACCGGUUGCCUUCCGAGUUUGACUACCACCGUGUCCCGGCGCCGUGGAUGCAACUUAAACUCGUACGCAUUCUGGGUCUCCUCGGCAAGGCCGACAUGCCCGCGAGCAAGGGGAUGUACGAAAUUCUACACGAAACGCUGCGCAAGGCCGAUACCGGGAUCAAUGCGGGAUACGCGAUUGUUUACGAAUGCGUUAUUACCAUUAUUGCCAUUUAUCCCAACGCCAACCUGUUGGACGCCGCAGCCGAAGCCAUUGCUCGCUUCAUGCAGUCUCGAUCGCACAAUCUCAAGUACCUAGGAGUUACCGGAUUAGCCAUGAUUGUGGAACAGCAUCCACAGUACGCGGCGCAGCAUCAGUUGGCCGUGAUGGAUUGCUUGGAAGAUGACGACGAAACGCUACAGCGAAAGACGCUCGAUCUAUUGUACCGCAUGACGAACGUAGUUAAUGUGGAAUUUAUCGCCGAAAAGCUGGUGGAAUUCUUACGCCACACGACCGAUUUAUUCCUCAAACAGACCUUGACGACCCGUGUUUGUUCCAUUGCCGAGCGCUACGCCCCCAACAACGCCUGGUAUAUUCGUACCAUUACCUCUCUGUUGGAAGUAUCUGGAGACAUGGUU
Messenger RNA from Phaeodactylum tricornutum CCAP 1055/1, 1350 nucleotides. RefSeq lists its product with no specific name. Gene Ontology annotation, biological process: intracellular protein transport; receptor-mediated endocytosis. Lineage: Eukaryota; Bacillariophyta; Bacillariophyceae; Surirellales; Neidiaceae. Gene Ontology annotation, molecular function: cargo adaptor activity. Gene Ontology annotation, cellular component: AP-4 adaptor complex; membrane coat. The annotation marks the transcript as partial. The transcript has a single exon. The record is from RefSeq and is a predicted model, not a curated record.